Messenger RNA from Suricata suricatta (meerkat), 2155 nucleotides. RefSeq names its product peptidase M20 domain containing 1 (gene PM20D1). The transcript has 13 exons. The record is from RefSeq and is a predicted model, not a curated record. Bases 37 to 1548 code for a protein of 503 amino acids. Lineage: Eukaryota; Metazoa; Chordata; Mammalia; Carnivora; Herpestidae. Gene Ontology annotation, molecular function: hydrolase activity, acting on carbon-nitrogen (but not peptide) bonds, in linear amides. Gene Ontology annotation, biological process: amino acid metabolic process.
UGGGGUCCAAACUCGAGCUGCAGACUGGAGAGAAGCAUGGCUCCGCAGCGUGUUUGCAUGCUGGCCCUGGCGGCUGUGCUGCUGCUGGGUAUCCCCACAAACUCCAGAUCGAAGGGCCUGGGGGACCAGAAGCAUCAGAGGGGGUCGCAAAUCCCUUCUCAGUUCAGCCAAGGCGAGCGCUUUGCGAUGAAGGAAGCCCUGAAAGGUGCCAUCAAGAUUCCAACAGUGUCUUUCAGCCCCUCCAUGUUUAAUGCAACAGCCCUGGCCGAGUUCGGAGAAUACCUUCGUUCAGUCUUUCCUACAGUUUUCAAAACCAGGUUUAUCCAGCAUGAAGUCAUAGGAGAAUACAGUCACCUGUUCACCGUCCAAGGCUUGGACCCCAGCCUGCAGCCCUACAUGCUGAUGGCUCACAGUGACGUGGUGCCAGCCCCUGACGAAGGAUGGGAGGUGCCCCCUUUCUCCGGAUUGGAGCGUGAUGGCUUCAUCCAUGGCCGAGGCACACUGGACAACAAGAACUCUUUAAUGGCAAUCCUGCAGGCCUUGGAGUUCCUGCUGAUCAGAAACUACAUUCCCCGAAGAUCUUUCUUCAUUACUCUGGGCCAUGAUGAGGAGGUCUCAGGCCACAAUGGGACUCAGAAGAUUUCAGCCCUGCUACAGGCAAGGGGUGUCCAGCUAGCCUUCAUUGUGGAUGAGGGUGGCUACAUCUUGGAUGGUAUCAUCCCCAACCUCCAGAAGCCCUUUGCCAUGGUUUCAGUCACAGAGAAGGGUGCAAUUAGUCUCAUGCUGCAAGUAAACAUGACUCCAGGCCACUCUUCAGCUCCUCCAAAGGAGACAAGCAUUGGUAUCCUCGCAGCCGCUGUCAGCCGACUGGAGCAGACGCCACUGCCGAACAUGUUUGGAAGCGGACUGCUGAAAGAGAUGUUACAGGAACUGGCGCCUGAGUUUCCCUUCCCUACCAAUAUAAUCUUGAGCAACCUGUGGCUAUUUGGGCCCCUUGUAAGCAGGAUAUUAGAGAGGAAUUAUAUAACCAAUGCACUGGUCAGGACCACCACGGCACUCACCAUGUUCAAUGCAGGAGUCAAGGAGAAUGUCAUCCCCCCAGUGGCCCAGGCCAUAAUCAACAUCCGGAUUCAUCCUGCUCAGACAGUCCAGGAGGUCCUAGAACUCAUCAAGAACAUUGUGGCUGACGACAGGGUCCAGUUCCAUGUAUUGAAUGCCUUUGACCCCCUACCUGUCAGCCCCUCUGACCAUCAGGCCUUGGGCUACCAGCUGCUCCGCCAGACCAUACAGUCUGUCUUCCCGGAAGUCAACACUGUUACCCCAGGUGUUUGUAUUGGCAACACAGACAGCAGACACUAUACAAACCUCACCACUGGCAUCUACCGGUUCAACCCUGUCUACCUGAAUUCUCAGAACAUCAAGAGCAUCCAUGGACUCAAUGAGAAAAUCUCAGUCCAAGCCUACGAGACUCAGGUGAAAUUCCUCUUCGAGUUUAUCCAGAACGCUGACAUAGCCCUGGAGCCGGCUCCUCACCUGCAUGAACUGUGAGGCCAAGGAGCCAUUGGAUUAGGGGUGUCUGACCUCAGCCAAGACUAACUCUAAGGUAAAGCUAACAAGGAAACUUUGGGUCAGAACCAUGUGAUGAUAAAUUACCCCCCACCCCCGCCGCCUUGCACACUCUUGGAUUCACCAAAGAACAGGCCAAGGAGUAGGGAAGAGCCGGCAGAAAUCUGGCUUCUCCCUUCCUCUGAACAUCUGCAUCCCUAGGCUGACUUACUGCCUUCUUGUCCCGAUCUUAGAAGUUCCCUGGCUUGUCUUGUGCUGGCUAUUUAACCCCACCCCUUAUAAGGUCAGACUUAACAAGUGCAGAUUUGGAAAAUCUCAACCAGGUUUUACCUUCUAGAAAUGUUUGAGUUAGGGCAUGCCUGCCAGGCUGCCUUCUCCGUUGCUUAUAUAUUUCUUUUGCUGUAACUUCCUUUCUCUCUCCACCACCUCCCUUGGACUUUCUGGCUGGCUCUUGGUCCUUCCUCUCCUGCCCCUGCAUCCCUUCCCCUUCCCUCCAAUUUAUUCUAUGCCUGGAGCAGAACUCAGUCAACCUUAAUACCACUACUGUAAUCACCUCAACAACUAGUCAAAUAAAGUGAGCUAUGCAGCA